Cottoperca gobio is the source of this 1937-nucleotide messenger RNA. RefSeq names its product melanoregulin. The transcript is spliced from 6 exons. Gene Ontology annotation, biological process: melanosome transport. The record is from RefSeq and is a predicted model, not a curated record. Gene Ontology annotation, cellular component: melanosome. The coding region runs from base 533 to 1258 and encodes 241 amino acids. NCBI's taxonomy places the organism in Eukaryota, Metazoa, Chordata, Actinopteri, Perciformes, Bovichtidae.
AUUUAACCACAUACAAGGAAAUUAAAUCCUAAAAAUGAAUGCAGCCAUGGUGGAUUCAUGGGUGAAGUGUGUGUGUGUGUGUGUGUGUGUGUGUGUGUAAUCGGAGCUACUGUUGAGGCCGAGAUGUGUUGUCCCUGAGGCCAAACACAACGCUGAGGACGAGAGAUGGAGCCGCUCACAUGAUUAAGUUGUGACUGUCUUCUGAGGCUGUGGGUGUGUAAAUGUGUGUGUUGUUUGUUUUUAUCGAUGAGAGGGAGCGUCUCACUGUUCUCAUUGUCCCCCGUGUAAGUCUGAUGAGAAGCACCAGUCCUUGGGCUGCCAUCUACCCGGACAGGCUGAUGAUCUGGAGGACGAACCUCUGCUGCAUGUGGACCCGUGGCCGGGCCCUGAACAUGGGAAGCUAAAUAUUAGGAAUCUCUUCAGAGCAUCUACAGGGACGGAGGCAGUGUGGAGCUGAAAGCAAAGAAGUGGUUGCCAUUGAAAGAACUGAAACCGUCUGGAUUAUCCACCGUAGUGAACACCUUGACUUUAGAUGGGUUCGGCCUUUAAGAAGUUCUGCUGCUGCUGCUGCUGCGCCACUGGUGACAACGACGAUGAUGAUGAGAAGCAGCCUUUAGUCCCUCAGGAUCCGUUGGAGUAUUUUAACCGUGAAGUCCAGAAGCGUCGUGAUGAGGAGACCAACUUGUGGAGCGAGCCGGGAGACCCCAGCCACUCGGAGAGAGUUGACGACCGGGUCCUCUACGGGCUGCUGCAGGCCCGGAACAAGACCACCAUGGGAUCCACGGGCUAUCGGCGACUAAGUGUUGAUAUUGAAGCCAUGAGAGAUACCCGUCGAGAAGUCAGAGACAAAUGGAAGACAAUCCUGGAGAACUUAGGUUUCACAGCGGAGGCAGACUCACUGCUGAUGGUGUCAGCUGGAGCGUCACAUGACCGUAUGCGUAAUGCCCCUGCAGCACGUGCCCUGCUUCAUACGCUGCACUCUGAGACUUCCCUCUUCAGCAGGAGAGAGCCACCUCCAGAUAGAUAUCUACUCAUCCUGGAUCGUCUUGUGUAUCUAGAUAUAGAUGAAGAUUUCCUGGCCAGGGCGAAGUGCUUCUAUCCUCCAAAUGAUGAUUCUGAAGAGGAGGAGACGGGCCUUGCCAUAAAUCUACCGCUGCUGCUGGCCAGGGUAGAGGCCAUGAACGGAAGAGGCAAUCAAGAAGACGAAGACGAGGACGAGAGCACAAGAUUCGACGGAAACUCGAGUGACAGAUCUUAAGAUCUGCUGGCUGCAAUAAUAAUAGACACAAGGCAGGGGGCAGUAGUCAUCAACCUUGGAGACCAGGGUGACAUAAAUGCGUCUGUUGCUGCUGUGUGGAAGUUUUAGGCUGAAGUAUUUCUCCCCGACGACACAGCUUGAGUCUUGUUGUGUUUUCUCUGUUAAAAUAUAAAAGGGGGCUUUGCUGAUGUUCUGCUAAAUGUUACUGUUCUUCUGUCUAGCACAGAGUUUAAGUUCUCAGGCUGCUCAUUGUUGAGCUGUUGUGAACCUUCAGGGUAGCGAUGUUCCUUUGAGCCUCUUUAUAUGCUGUCCUAUGAUUAUCAGCACACAUUUCAUUCAGUCACAUGAUAACAACAGUGAAUAAAUAGCCCACUAAUCUCACGCCAUGUUUCACGAGAAUGUGUUUGUGUAAUUGAUACUUAUCGGACAAAGGCAAAGUUUGCAUUUGGUUUCUAACAUUAUUAUAACAGCAGAUGGAAAUACAAUGUAGUGAGUAGAGUAUGUUGAACCUUUGAAACAGUUUGUGUAUGUGUCUGAGGUGACUUUUAGGUGAUGCAUGAGGGUGUUUUUUUCCCCCUCCAGCAAGUUACUGAAAAUGUGAAAGAUUUCUAAGGUCAUGUGGAAGUUUGUGUAUGUGAUCACGUGUCCAGUGUAUGAUUAAAUAAAGUUCCAGCCCAAA